Blumeria graminis f. sp. triticale is the source of this 1884-nucleotide messenger RNA. NCBI's taxonomy places the organism in Eukaryota, Fungi, Ascomycota, Leotiomycetes, Helotiales, Erysiphaceae. The record is from the annotation of a GenBank genome assembly.
AUGAUACAACCUCAUCACUCAGUCAGCCAGGUCCUGCAUCUGAAAUUAGUGAAGAAUUUUCAAGGUUAUAAGGACGUCGCUUUGAGAGUUCAAAUGCCUAUCUUCCACGAAGGCUGUAGUAAUAUAGACCUAUCAUUAUCGGAAUCCUCGUUUUGUCUCCAUUCGAAGCCAUCUACCUGUGAGAGAGAGAAGAAAAGACAAAAGAUUUCCGAAGGAGGUACAAGUUUAGAAGCAGGCAGCUAUCCCAUCAGAAAAACUACGGAGCUUGGCAAAGAUAAGAACAAUGCUCUUAUAAAUCUGAAAUGUGUUGAGUUGGUUCCGGUGCUUAAUUACAGAAAUUCCUCAACCUGGGUACCGAACUAUGGUGUUGAACCAUUACAGCUCUGUCACCAGAUGUCUUCUGGUUUUAAAACUAGUAUCCCUAAAUUUUUAAACUCGAACUCAGGCAUUGUGUCUUUUCCACGCCAGGAUGCCAACAUGAAUCAAGAUAGACUCCCGGUAGGGCACGAAGAUGAACGGUCUCGCUCUGAAAUUAAUGAUAGAGAUCACAUUCAAGGUGCUCACCAAGAAAGUUCGGGAAAUGAGUCUGUCGCACUGCCAAACAAGAGACAAAUAAGAUCGAUAUCGUGGUGUAGUAAUCAAUACUCCCAGCGUACGCCUAAUUUUCACCAGAAGAUCUACGCACUACCAGCAGACGAAAUUAAUAGCAGUUGUGAUCGUCCAUCACACGAGCUGUCAUUGUUUUCCUACAACCCAUGCUAUGUGAGGAAAUUCCCAACAAGCCCACUGGCUCACUCCGAGAGCAAUGGCGACCUAGAAAAUACCUCGAUAGAUUAUUCAGGUACAAGCACAACAGACUCUAGAUAUCUAUCGGGAAAAUUUUGUCAGAGACUCUGCUCCGAUCGUGAUUCAGAGAUAAAAUACGAUAAUUGUUUAAGCUCUAGGCCUAAGUCCAAUAACUCACUCAAACCUCAUUGCCAGAGAUUCAACAUCAAAAAGUCUUCUUUAUUUAAUGGUGUUCAAAUUCAUCAUGCAUCUAUGGUAAUUUCGUAUGAAGAAAGCAUUAUCCGCGGAAGGAUGUCUACUACUCCUUCAAAACCCCUUAACUUUAUUGCCCAGAUUGGCGUUUUGGGCUUCGGGAAAUGUAAGCCCAGCUUACUAUGUCCUGCUCAUGUAACGGUAAAUUUCUCUGCAGUCUUCUAUUGCUACGAGACAAGUAUACAUGGCAACAUUACAGAAUGUGAAAAUGGGCCAAGCCCAUAUGUAGGUCUAAUUGAUCUAGAAAAUAAACUAUCGACUCCAAAACUUGAAACUACUCACCGAAAUGAUCAGUUAAACUAUCAUAAAGCACCAAGCUCUAACAAAACCGUCGAGAUUAGUGAUGUACGAGCUGAAUCGGGAAAUGGAGAUACUCUAGUUUCAGCCUCGGAAGACAAUAGAUAUCGACCAAUAAAACAUAGAGCUCCUCCAGGGGGUAGCUAUAGAAUACCUAAAGCCGGACAGAUACAGAUUAUCGUUAAAAAUCCCAAUAAGACUGCUGUAAAAUUGUUCCUUGUACCUUACGAUCUUGCUGGUAUGAAGCCUGGUACAAAAACAUUCAUCCGUCAACGGAGCUACUCCACAGAGCAGUCUGGUGCCAACUCUGCUGCUCCAAAAGAAAAUUUUAUGUCAAGAAAUAAAACUGAGCGAUCGACUCUACGCUAUCUAGUUCAUCUCCAAAUGUGUUCACCGUCACGUAAUCGAUUUUAUUUGUAUAAGGGUAUCAGGAUAGUCUUCGCAAACCGAGUGCCAGAUGGACAAGAAAAGUUACGAAAUGAAGUCUCAAUGCCAGAACCACGGUUUAGUGCUUACAAACCUGAUGUUAAUAUUUCUGAACUCCCAUGA